Molecule: messenger RNA, 1251 nt
Organism: Chaetomium strumarium
Lineage: Eukaryota; Fungi; Ascomycota; Sordariomycetes; Sordariales; Chaetomiaceae
Exons: 4
Coding region: 224-1003 (259 amino acids)
Source: RefSeq, a predicted model, not a curated record
AUGACAUCACCAGGGCAGCUCACAGGAGAUUGCCGAGGAAAGUGUCAUACACUACCAUCAACUCGAUACAUCAUGGCCGGCUCUGACAGUCCCAAAGCUCUUCCUCUCAAUUUCUUGUCUGCCCCUUUUUUCCCUUUUUUGAUCACGACAGCCAACAGUCCCGAAUACUACAAGGCGUGAAUUGUUCCCAUUUAUCGCGUGUUGUCUCGACCAACGAACCAGCAUGGAGAAUCCCGCUUCGGAUAUCAAGAGAGUUGUCAAAACACUCACCCAGGGACCACCAGAUGAGCAGCUCGAAGCCAUCUACCGCUACUACGCCCCGGGCGCCACCUUCGAGCACCCCUUCUGCCGUGUGCCGUCGUUUAAGAACGUACAUGUGCCUGUUCUCGGGGAGCUAGACUCCCGAAUGCUGAUCGCAGCGAUCUACCGAUGGUACAAAAUCCUCAGUCCCAAGAUCAGUUUGGAGAUCGAGUCAUGCGCCUUUGAUGAGCAAACCAACAUCGUCUACCUGAGGAUCUUCCAGAUUUUCUCCAUAUGGUUCAUUCCCUUCCACCGCAGCCCGGUGAGCCUCGUCACGGCGCUGCACCUACGCCCGGUCUCGGAACCGACAUCCUCCGAGUUGCAGGAAAACCAGCCGCCGCCGCCGCCCUACCAUGCCGCCGAGGAAAAGCUGCAUGCCGUUCAGGAGGGCACUGAACCGAGCUAUGCUUCCGUCGCCAAGGGCGAGGCCUCGCCUCCGCCCUCGCCUACGACGGCCAAGCAUGGAGGGAAGGAAGAUGCGAAGUCCGGCUCCAUGACCACACGGUAUUACAUCACCAAGCAGGAGGACCUGUACCAGGUGAACGAGUUUCUGAAGUUUGUGUCCAUGACGCCCGGGGCGAUGCUCGCGGGCGCCUUCCAGCUGUGGGCCACGCUGAUGUGCCUGCUGGGUGCGCUGGUGCUGGGCCCUUUUGUGAGGAGCGGUUUGCCGGCGAGGUCGGGGAAGAAGGAAGUGAAGGGUUAGUUUGCUAUACCGUGAUGCCGGGUGGGUGAGGAUGGAGCGAACGGUUAAAAAGGGGGAACGGAAAGAACUCCGUAACGGAGCGAAAUCAUGCAUCAGUAACCGCUUGCUUCAAACCAUGAUUUAAUAGGAGGCCUGCAUCCAAAUGUAUGAUAGCUGUGUGCUGAAAUUAUAACAGCGCGCAUUCUUGUACUCUCUACCCGGACACCAAGAGGUUCGGUUUUUUUUUUUUUUUUUUUUUUUUUUUUUUU